GUUCAAAUGAAACUUGGACUCGUGUCUCCGCUUCCGAAACGUCUGGUCCGGCAUCUUUUCCGUUCAGUUCAUAUGCUACUAAGCCAACAAGAGGUUAUGAUGAAAGAACAUUGGAUUCUGCUUUUUUUGCCAAUCCAUCCAUGAAAAUGCCUUCAAAUACUGUCCAACCAUCAAUGGGUUAUUUUGGUGGGCUUCCUCCGCCGAUGGGAUAUAAUCCACAUCAAGUAAAUUAUGGUAAUACGAUGCCGCCAACACCCCAAGAUUAUCCAAUGUCAAUGACUGCUAUGCAGAACCAAAAUGGAAAUGAUACACGAAUUAUGCCACCCCAAUUUCAUGGUCAAAACCCAAACAGACCCCCUCCGGUUCCUGCUCAAACCAUGAUGACUACCUUUAACUCAAAAACUGUAUCGUCCACUCCUAAAAGGUACAAGUGUAAUAUUUGUCAAAAGAGAUUUACACGUCCAAGUUCAUUGCAAACACAUACAUAUAGUCAUACCGGAGAAAAAC
Messenger RNA from Scutellospora calospora, 507 nucleotides. NCBI's taxonomy places the organism in Eukaryota, Fungi, Glomeromycota, Glomeromycetes, Diversisporales, Gigasporaceae. The record is from the annotation of a GenBank genome assembly.